AUGCCGCGCUACUACUGCGACUAUUGCGACACCUACCUCACGCAUGAUUCGCAAGCCGGCCGGAAGCAGCACAACCGCGGCUGGAAGCACCGCGAGAAUGUCAAACUCUACUAUGAGCAGUUCCUAGCCGGUCAGGGUGUCAUCAUGAACCCUGGAGAGUGGCUAAGAGGCCCAGCACCAGCGGGUUCACUGCCUCCGCGACCCAUGAACGGCGGGAUGCCCGGUGGAUACCCACCUCGUGGAGCUCCUCCUCGGGGCAUGAUGCCUCCUCCUGGGCCCGGAAUGCGUCCGCCAAUGUUUCGAGGACCCCCGCGUGGACCUCCACCGAUGGGCGCUAUGGGCAUGAGGGGACCACCAGGACCAGGAGGCAUGACCGGACCACCGCCUAGAUCAAUCUAUGGACCCCAGUAG
Messenger RNA from Phytophthora nicotianae INRA-310, 411 nucleotides. RefSeq lists its product as hypothetical. NCBI's taxonomy places the organism in Eukaryota, Oomycota, Peronosporomycetes, Peronosporales, Peronosporaceae. The transcript is spliced from 4 exons. Gene Ontology annotation, molecular function: pre-mRNA 5'-splice site binding; zinc ion binding. Bases 1 to 411 code for a protein of 136 amino acids. Gene Ontology annotation, cellular component: nucleus; U1 snRNP. The record is from RefSeq and is a predicted model, not a curated record. Gene Ontology annotation, biological process: mRNA 5'-splice site recognition; mRNA splicing, via spliceosome; spliceosomal snRNP assembly.